AUGAGGGCUGGGGUCCAUGGGGCCACGGCCGUGCUGGCGUUUGUCCCCACCGGAGCAAGGAGCCACAAGGUUCGAUCGGGAGCGGGAGCGGAGAGCGGACCCCAGAGAGCCCUGAGCAGCCCCACCGCCGCCGCCGGCCUAGUUACCAUCACACACCGGGAGGAGCCGCAGCUGCCGCAGCCGGCCCCAGUCGCCGUCACCGCAGCCCUGAGCAGCCAGGCCGAGAGCCAGCAGCCGCCCGCCGCCCCGCCCGCCGCCCCCGCCCUCAGCGCUGCCGACACCGAGCCCCGCACCACGGGCAGCGGCGCAGGGAGCGGCGUCCCGGGCGGCCGCGGGGACAAGAAGGUCAUCGCAACGAAGGUUUUGGGAACAGUAAAAUGGUUCAAUGUAAGAAACGGAUAUGGUUUCAUCAACAGGAAUGACACCAAGGAAGAUGUGUUUGUACACCAGACUGCCAUAAAGAAGAAUAACCCCAGGAGGUACCUUCGCGGUGCAGGAGAUGGAGAGGCUGUGGAGUUUGAUGUUGCUGAAGGAGAAAAGGGGGCAGAGGCAGCAAACGUCGCAGGCCCUGGUGGAGUUCCAGUGCAAGGCAGUAAACAUGCAGCAGACCGCAACCAUUAUAGACGUUAUCCACGUCGUAGGGGUCCUCCACGCAAUUACCAGCAAAAUUACCAAAACAGUGAGAGUGGGGAAAAAAACGAGGGGUCAGAGUGUGCUCCUGAAGGCCAGGCCCAACAACGCCGGCCCUACCGCAGGCGACGAUUCCCACCUUACAACAUGCGGAGACCCUGUGGGCGUCGACCACAGUAUUCCAACCCUCCUGUGCAAGGAGAAGCGAUGGAGGGUGCUGGCAACCAGGGUGCAGGAGAACAAGGUAGACCAGUGAGGCAGAAUAUGUAUCGGGGUUAUAGACCACGAUUCCGCAGGGGCCCUCCUCGCCAAAGACAGCCUAGAGAGGAUGGCAAUGAAGAUGAUAAGGAAAAUCAAGGAGAUGAGACCCAAGGUCAGCAGCCACCUCAACGUCGGUACCGCCGUAACUUCAAUUACCAACGCAGACGCCCAGAAAACCCUAAACCACAAGAUGGCAAAGAGACAAAAGCAGCCGACCCACCAGCUGAGAAUUCGUCCGCUCCCGAGGCUGAGCAGGGCGGGGCUGAGUAAAUGCCGGCUUACCAUCUCUACCAUCAUCCGGUUUAGUCAUCCAACAAGAAGUGAAUAUGAAAUUCCAGCAAUAAGAAAUGAACAAAAGAUUGGAGCUGAAGACCUUAAGUGCUUGCUUUUUGCCCGUUGACCAGAUAACUAGAACUAUCUGCGUUAUCUAUGCAGCAUGGGGUUUUUAUUAUUUUUACCUAAAGACGUCUCUUUUUGGUAAUGACAAACGUGUUUUUUAAAAAGCCUGGUUUUUCUCAAUACACCUUUAAAGGUUUUUAAAUUGUUUCAUAUCUGGUCAAGUUGAGAUUUUUAAGAACCUCAUUUUUAAUUUGUAAUAAAAGUUUACAACUUGAUUUUUUCAAAAAAGUCAACAAACUGCAAGCAUCUGUUAAUAAAGGUCUUAAAUAAUAAUAAUAAAAAAAAAGAA
Choloepus didactylus (southern two-toed sloth) is the source of this 1579-nucleotide messenger RNA. Its product is annotated as Y-box-binding protein 1-like. Gene Ontology annotation, molecular function: nucleic acid binding. The transcript has 2 exons. Gene Ontology annotation, biological process: regulation of gene expression. Lineage: Eukaryota; Metazoa; Chordata; Mammalia; Pilosa; Megalonychidae. The record is from RefSeq and is a predicted model, not a curated record. Gene Ontology annotation, cellular component: nucleus. The coding region runs from base 1 to 1161 and encodes 386 amino acids.